AAAUUUUGCACGCCCAUCCCCUUUUCUUCUUCUUUCUUUGUUCUUCUUCUUCGCAUGCCCGAACACAGAGAGAGAGACGAGAGAGUGAGAUCGAGAGAUUGAGAGGGAGAUCAGAGAGAGUUGAGAGCAGAGAGAUGCGACCGAGAGAGAGACGAGAGAUUGAGAGUGAGAUCGGGAGAGUUGAGGGAGAUGGAGCCCGAUCCUCCAGUGGGUGACGCCGACGAGACCCGAGAACGCCGGCGACGCGAUCUCCGGUGAGCCCGUGAACCAUAGAUGAUCUGGGAGAGAAAACCCGUAACCCGAAACCCGUGAAACCCUCUAGGAGCGGUUUUCCGGCGAGUUCUCCGACGAACCAGAGCCGAUUUCCGGCCUUGCUUUGCUGUUGUGCUCAAAUUGGAGAAAUAUAAUGAGUCUCUCUCCAUUCAAGCUGGACAUUGAUGACCUCAUAUACGAGUUUGCUGAGGGCGAAUCGACAACUUUGGCUGAUAUGAAGAGAGUAUGGCUUUCUAAGAAGUUCUCGUACAUAUAUGAGGCUAGUCCUUCUUCCAACUUGGCCUUCUUCAUGCAAUCGUUGUAUUCCCAUUCAAUUGGUAGUUACAUGAUAAGUAAUGUUUCUUUAUCACACAGACUGGGUGGGCUUUUUUGCCUUUACUGCCUCUAUGAGACUCAGCCUUUCAAACCCCCUUUCAAAAUUUAUCUAUCACUUGGAGAGCUGAACAAACUUAAAGAGCUUGUUGUUGAUGCAAAAGAAAAAGGUGUAAAAGUGGUAUCUGCUGUGGUCAAAAGGAUGCUUGAGAAAAACAUGUUCCUCUUUGGGUGUUUGGAGAUAAAUGAAGGUUCUGUUACAGAGACAGUGAAUCAACUUACAAAAUUGCAGAAUGCCCGCAUUCAAGUUUUAUAUAAUAAGUUAUUUGCUGAUAGUCGGACAGAGCACUUCCUCCAUAUGGACUUGGGUAUGGAAGUUGACUUGAAUGUUGUCCAGGAAAAGUCAACAGAAUAUGCAGAGGCCAAGAAAUUGGCCAUUGAAGAGGCCAGCAAGGUAGUGGAUGUUCAAGACAUAAAGCACAUAUCAGAGGAUAAAAAAUUGAUUGGAGAUGAAAUGCAGAAGAUCGUAGAUGACUGGAAUGUCCAAAGAGAUAUUUUUAAUCAACAAAGAGGAUUCAGCCAGCAACCUCCUGAAGAACAGCAGCAGCUCCUGCUGCUACAAGAAGAAGAGCAACAGCAAGAUCAAGAUGAUGAAGACUUUGAUCAACAGCUGGAACGAUUGCUAUCCAAAGCAUAAUGGCUACGUUGGAGCUUCAUAAAAGGUUCAGGGGCACGGAUGGUCUCUGAGAAUGCCAUCCUAAUUAAUUUCACUUUGAUACAAAACCAUCUCCUCCUCCCUUUUUUUGUUACAGAUGGGAAGAAUGCUCAUGAGUGCCUUGGGCUUGGUUCUAGCUUGUGUGAUUUAUUAUGCAUUCUGUAUGCAGAAACGAUUUAAUAUGUCCAUUUAAAUGAGUGCAUGUGUAGUCUUGUAGAUGUAAAAUCAUGAACAAUGGCUCCGUCUAAGCUGCAUGUUUAGAAUAUGCCUUCGAUUAAUUUGUUCGAAGCUUCCUAUUUUUAGACGCUUCAAUUUUGCAGUUGACAUUAGUUUAAUUUUGUUUAGUGUUUGUAGGAGAACGGAAGGCUAUGUUGCCGGUAUAUAAAUUGUAGUGGAGGGUUAAAAUUAAGAAAGAAAUGUUAUUUCGUA
Alnus glutinosa is the source of this 1729-nucleotide messenger RNA. RefSeq lists its product as uncharacterized. Gene Ontology annotation, biological process: snRNA transcription by RNA polymerase II; snRNA transcription by RNA polymerase III. The record is from RefSeq and is a predicted model, not a curated record. The transcript has 8 exons. Gene Ontology annotation, molecular function: sequence-specific DNA binding. Bases 407 to 1282 code for a protein of 291 amino acids. Gene Ontology annotation, cellular component: snRNA-activating protein complex. NCBI's taxonomy places the organism in Eukaryota, Viridiplantae, Streptophyta, Magnoliopsida, Fagales, Betulaceae.